Molecule: messenger RNA, 3135 nt
Organism: Erpetoichthys calabaricus (reedfish)
Lineage: Eukaryota; Metazoa; Chordata; Cladistia; Polypteriformes; Polypteridae
Gene: c10h1orf226
Exons: 3
Coding region: 181-1080 (299 amino acids)
Source: RefSeq, a predicted model, not a curated record
CCUUUCUGGUUAAUUGCUAUUGUUGCAUUUUGAGAGUAAUGCUUGGGACAAACAGUGCAUUGUUCACUUUUACUAAGGUACCAGCCGAUUGUUUUGUUAUAACCUAAAACUGGAUUUUUUUUUUUUAAUUUAAUAACUGCUUACCGAGAAAUGCUGUUCACAAUGUGAGUUGACCAAAGCAUGUUUGAGAAUUCCAACACAGCCCAGACGCCGAAACUGCAGCCCGCCCGGGCUGUCUUGGCCCAGAGUAAGCGUGUGUCCUCUGGCUCCUUGGCACCAGCCAGCACCCAUGACACGACAGCGGGCGGCCUCAAGUCGGGUAGUGGGCACCAACACUUAAAGAACGCCCUCAACCUUGGGAAGGCAAUGGGAGCGAAAGUCAACGACCUCCUGCGUAGGAAGGAGCAGAGCAGCCUGGGAGACAUUGGGGUGACCGAAGUCAACAAAAACGUGGGAGCCGUGCUGACCGGCGCAAGCAAAGAGCUCGGCAAUGGCGGGGUGAAGCUUCAGGAUACGUUUCCUCGACUGGAGCCGCCACCUCCGAUUGUUAAGAAACGCAUGGCUCGGUCACUGAAGACCACCCAGGACAUGAUGAUUUCCUCCCAACCCGUGGUCAACAGCCCCGAAGCCUCAGACGUUUCUUUCAACGAGUCACCAGACAAGACUCCUUUAGUCCAAAAUGGGAAAGCCGCUCGAGAUGAAGAGGAACAAAGCAGUCCAGCGAUGUCACCAUACCACGAGCAGGGUGGAAAUGAGGCCGAGACCAGUGAGGCUUUGCGGCCUGAGCUUGACGCCCAGCGUGAGAAGGAUGACGACGACGACAUCUUGGAAGACACCAACCAGCAGUUGCUUUCUGUGCCCGACCUGAUCCAUAAGGAAACUUUAGACCUUAAGCAGAGGUCUGCUGGGCAGGAGGGGAGGAUGACGUCCACGCCGCAGUGUGGGAAGAUGGGCCUGCACAUCAGCAUCAGCGAAGAUGACCUUCUGGAGAACGGAUCAGAAGAUUCUGGCGUGCCAAGGCAGAGGAGUUCCAGCGUCGAUGAGGAAGAGCAUCACCCUGAUCUUCUGUCUUUUGAGUGAGGAGCAAACGGGUGCUCGUGACCUCUUGGAUUAUUCCCAUAACAGAGGGGGACUUUAGUUUUUUGGAAAGUUGAGUGCCACCUCCCUUCUAGCCCUCUCUUCCUGGAUUUCACCAAAUGCCUCUGAAGUGGCUUGCAGGCUCUCCAGGCGUCCAUUGAGUUGAUUGUUAAGCUAUACAUGAGGGACUCUAUAAACAGAUCACUUUUCUUGUCAUCCUCAUGAUCUGAUUGACAUAAGGAAUACAAAUGUAUCCUCCAAGGUGGGAAAUGUCAUUUUCCAGAAUCCUGCAGCACCUCUUGACUGGUGUAAUGGAAAUCUGAUCUUCUGAGAGCUUCCAUCAUGCAGCCCAUAUAUUAAUAAGUGCUACCAGAGACCUUGAGAUGGGUUAGGGUGGUCACCCUGGGCAUAGCCAUCCCCUCAAACACAUACAUUCCUGUGGCCCAUUUCAGAAUGCCCACCUUGUGAGCAGAACUGCUGUAGCCUGACAGAAACACGGUGGUCCUCGAAGGCAUUCAACCCUUCCUUUAACCACUUGAGUCCUUCCUUUAUUUUUUAAUGAAUUUGUUUUAUUGCUAUUAUAACUCUUAUUAUCAUUUGUAUUGUAAUCAAAGAAGGUUGUGCAAGAGACUACUGGGAAUUAUUGAAGUACCUUAGCUGAAGUGUGAAAUGCCGUCCAAGAGUUUCUUGGUUUGCUGCUUUAGCAUUUUAAGGUGAACCCGAAAAUGCUGACAUGUUGAAGUACCUUUGUGUGGAAGUUCCUUUCUCCGAAUGGCCUGCAGACCCCAGUAACUACUCGGCUCAUGCAUUUCCACUGAUGGCCUGCAGGUGGCAGUAACUCUGCACUGUUUUGUUUGUUUUAACAUUUUUGUUCUCCCCAUCACCUCCAGAGGGCACCAGCUGACUGACUUUAAAUUUUCAUUUCCAGUAAUGAUAUACAGAGGGCAGUAAUUGUCUUUAAUUGAUUUAAAAAAUAAAUAUAAUUUAUGUAAUUAACUUUUACCUUUAUUCUUUUCCUUUCCUCUACAGUGGGAACUAGCUAAGCGACUUUUAUUCUUUGCGGUUUUCUUUUCUGCUAAUGACCAACAGAAAUAAAUGACUUUUUAUUAUUCCUUUUUCUUUUCCAUAAAUGGCCUGCAGAGGGCAGUACCUGUCUGUCGUUGUUUUGGUGUCUCAUUGCCGUUCCCACUUAUGGCCACCAGAAACACCUGACUGGCUGAAACUUCUACAUGGCAGGUUUUCCUGGAGGUGUUUCAGUGGCUCCAUGUGUGAUGUCUCUGAUUGACAGGGAACAGAUUCUUUAUGAACAAAUUGUAGCAUUUUGUUUUCCACUAAUGACCUGUAGGGGGCAGUCACUUUCUGUCAUUGAUUAUUUUUAGCUCCCUUACCAUAAGUAACUUUUUAUUUGUUGCUCUUUUCCUUUCUUCAAAUGGCCAACACUGGGCACUACCAUACUGACUUAAUUUGAACGGCUUUCCCUGAGGCUUACAGAUGGCAAUAGUUACACUGAGGUUUUUAUUUUUCCUGAUUCAUUUCUUCAAUUGGCCUACAGAGGGCAGUUACUAUCUGCCACUUAUGUAUUUAUUGCCAUUCCUAUUACUGCUUCACAGAAGGCAUUAACUAAUUGCCUUUCAUUAUCUUCGCUGCUAAUAUACAAUUACCAUAAGCAACUUUUAAUGUUGUUCUUUUCCUUCCCUCUGAUGGCUUACAGAGAACACUAACAAAUUGCAUUUUAUUUUUUAACGAUUCCUUUUCCAAUAAUUGCUUACACAGGGCAGUACAUUUCUAUCACCUACUCAUUUACCGUAUUUAUUCCAAAUAAUGGCCAACAGAUGGCGCUAACAAGCUGCCUUUUUACAAUUUUAAGUGUUUCUGUUUCUGCACAAGUCCUCUAGAGGGCAGAAACAGUCAGCCAGUGAUUUAUUUUCAAUACCAUCACCAGCUUUUAUUACUAGGAUUUUACUUUCCUCUAAUGGCCUACAGGGGGAGCUAACGAGACAGGUUUAUUUUAUUUUCUUGUGUCUUUUCUACUAAUUACCAAUUGAAUGUAGUCAUUGU